This is a messenger RNA of Ambispora gerdemannii, 663 nucleotides long. The record is from the annotation of a GenBank genome assembly. Lineage: Eukaryota; Fungi; Glomeromycota; Glomeromycetes; Archaeosporales; Ambisporaceae.
AUGAAUAACUAUGUACAUAAAGACCAAACUCUCAUUACUGGUAGCAAAGUAGAAGAAAUUCAAGGAACAACCUCACAAAGCUCCGCACAAACCUCGAUUGCGCAUAAAGAUACAAAGAAACACUUGGAAGACUUGCAAAAAAGAUUUCAGGCUGUAGUUCGCCGGAAGGAAGAGGAUGCGUAUAAAAAGAGAAAAAUUCAAGAAGAGCAAAGGUCUAAAAAGCGCAAAAUCAAUGACUUGAGGGAUGUCGAUGAGACAAACCUGGACCGAGAGAAUGAUUUAAAGACGAGAAAAAUCAAAAACCACAAAUGGUCCUUUACAACAGCAACAACUGAAUUUACCCCAUUACCACAAGGCAUUGCUCAUUAUAUAGGCAUGAAUUCCCAAUUGAAGGGUGUUGAUCACGGACGACUCAAUCCAAAGGGAACAUUAGAGAAACAAUUAGAUCAAGCAAUAAAAGAAGGAAAUCUUGGUUUAGCAACAAAAUUAAGUGACGAGAUCGCUGAACAGGACCAUAAAAAGACGGUGAAAGAAGCGAUUGAACGUAAAGAGUUUGCUGAGGCCAAGCAGCGUGAAGAAAAAGCUCGGGCAAAUAGGAAAAAACCGAAAUUGAAGUGGGGAUUUGAAACCAAACAACGAUGGGAGACUAAAAGUAACAUGUAA